Symbiodinium natans is the source of this 2496-nucleotide messenger RNA. The record is from the annotation of a GenBank genome assembly. NCBI's taxonomy places the organism in Eukaryota, Dinophyceae, Suessiales, Symbiodiniaceae.
AUGAGCAGGCCUCCAGCAACAUCACGCAAGAGGCGCGUGCUGGCGCUACUGGCGCUGUUAUUGGCGUGUCAGCCAGAGCCUAAGACCAGCGCCUUGAACACUCUUCAGGCGAGCAACGCAGACGGCGCGGGCUUUGCUAGGAGCGGGGCCCGUGCAGUUUCCAAGGUGGGAUAUGUGGGAUGUGAUGUAUGGCAUGGAGCUGAUGGCACUUUGGGCCGUGGUGAGGCCCAAGACAGUGAAGACGUCAAGGCCACCUCAGGAAAGGAUCAGGAUGAGGUGGAGGAGGCAGGCACUUCCAGGGAGCCUGUUCUUGCUGGUGAGGGCUUCACAAUUCUGCGUGGCUCCUGCAGGCUGUGCCCCUUGCUGCAGGCCGACUGGCUAGACAAGACAGCUGAAGAGAUCCGGUCGUUUGGAGCUGAGGAGGUCGGUUAUUGGAUCAGAGCGGUCUUGGAAGAGGAGAGCUACGACAACGACGAAGACGAGGAGGUUGUGCAGGAGAUUACAAAUACUCUGAAGGUCCAGAGUGUCAAAGGCCGCGCGCUGUUGCUGUUGACUUCGGACGACAUGAAAGACAUGAAGAUUCCCGUGGGGCCGCGCAAAGUCCUGGAAAAUCGCAUCGCAGCCGUGUCAAAGGCGACGGCCAAGGUGCCUGAUGCACGAGAGGCCAUCCAGGACAUCCGCUCCCCAAGCUGGACUGUGCACUCUCCAAGAGCGAUGGCCCCACAGCUCAUUGCGCGCGAGGAGGCCAAAGCCGCAAUCCUUGAGUACAUCAAGGGGGUCUUGUCACAGGAAGAGUACUACUGGGAACCCGCGUCAAGGAAGUGCGCCAUCCUGACGACGGCCGGCAUUAAGGGCACAGGCAAGACUCGAGUACUUCACGAGAUGUGCACGAGCUGGGUGUGCGAAACCGGGGAAACCGGGGCGAAGGCGGCUCUGAUUGUGGACUUCAAUGAAAAGAGCUCUUGGGACCACAGCAAAGCUGCAACCGAAGUGUUUUCAGUCUUUUCAAAGCUCCUCCUUCAGCAGUCAGGCAUGCCUGCGGAUAAAGCAGAAAAUUGCGCGCGGGUUCUUCCAUGGAAGCAGGUGAUGCAGUGUUUGCGGGAGAAGCUGAACUUGGGCGACGAAGACCUUCUGCUGGUAGGCAUCGAUGAGAUUCGACAGUUGGAGACCGUGGCUGGCAAAGACGGGGCUGUGCAACUAAUAUCCGACCUCAUGGCAGCCCAGGACGAGUCCCUCCUCCAAACAAGCAGCUGCCCUGUAAUCUUCGUGUGGACAUCGCUGCUUGAGAGCUACAUGCCGAUGCUGAUGAGCGACUCUGGGCGCCGCAUCCUGCCAACGAUCUCGUUGAGGGGUUUGCCACUUGCAAAGGCUUUGGAGCUGCUGCCCAGCGACCUUCGCGAAGCACUGGAGAAAGAACCAUUCGGACGGCAACUGGUGCGACAGCUGCUGGGUCAUCCGCGGUUGAUGUUCGAUGCGUUGAUACAGGAGUACUCCAAGCACAAGCCUCCUCGGAAUCCACUUGCAUGGAAUCAACUUCAGAGUCACAUUGUAUCUUAUGCCAAGCUCGGCGACCGAAAAGCCUUGGACAGCAUCGAGGUUGCUCGCUGGUAUUCUCCUCUCCGUUCCACAACUCAAUCAGGGCUUGAAGACCUCUGUCUGCGUGGUGUUGUUCAUUCCGUGCGAUGUGGCGACAGCUGGAUCAAUAUCCUCCAUCCCAUACUGCUGCAACUUUGGGCACGGAGUGAGGAAACCAGUCUCGCAGACCAGAUCAACCAGAUGUUCGAGCAGGAUGCGAUCAUGGAGGCCCCUCCGGACAUCAUGGUGCACUUCGACUGUGCUGUGCGCCUGGCGUUGGGCGAGAACAACUGCACACUAAAACAGCUGUUCCCUGGGGCAAGCUUUUGGUCCGAAAGGGGCGGUUUGCCGAACAUCAUCGUCACCUCCACACAGAAUGUUCUUGCCCCAUUGGAGUAUGUCGAGUCCUUCGCAGAUGUAGAGGCGGUCUUGGAGUCUCUCAAAAACGGUAAGAUCGUCGUGUCCAAGCUGCGCAACGAGCCGGGCAUCGAGUACUUGAUCCCGUGGAUGGUCCCGAAUCAGGAUGACCGGAGGCGGAUUCGUGAUUUGAAGCCGCCGUGCAACAAGACAGAGUCAGCUUCUCUCCUCGUUCUUGGCAUCCAGACGAAAUGCGUCGGCGGGAAUGUCCCGAAAUGGGCCAGCGUUGCAAAGUCAGCACAGGAGGCGCUUGCUGGCUUCCAAAACCACCCGGAUGUUCUUGGAGCCCUGCCCGUCUUCUACACCACCGAGGUCCGUGUUAAGACUCCCCCAAAAAAUCUCGAGAUUCCCAGCAUCUACUUCAACGAAGUGGGGCUCGCAAAACUAUUGUUGCAGCGGACCGGUCCACUGCGACUCUUUUUCCUGAAGCCCGGUAAGCCGCUCGAGAAGAUGCUGCCGGACUUCUUCGAGAGCAAAAGAAGUGCAUUGCAUAAGAGAGCAUGA